Sorghum bicolor (sorghum) is the source of this 291-nucleotide messenger RNA. Lineage: Eukaryota; Viridiplantae; Streptophyta; Magnoliopsida; Poales; Poaceae. The record is from the annotation of a RefSeq genome assembly.
UACGAUAAUGGAAUCAAAUACGCAGUAUUUACAGAAAAGAGUCUUCGUUUAUUGGGAAAGAAUCAAUAUACUUUUAAUGUCGAAUCGGGAUUCACUAAGACAGAAAUAAAGCAUUGGGUCGAACUCUUCUUUGGUGUUAAGGUAGUAGCUGUGAAUAGCCAUCGACUACCCGGAAAGGGUAGAAGAAUGGGACCUAUUCUGGGACAUACAAUGCAUUACAGACGUAUGAUCAUUACUCUUCAACUGGGUAUUCUAUUCCACUUCUACCCUUUAAAUUCAAGGGUAUUCUGA